Molecule: messenger RNA, 7326 nt
Organism: Acipenser ruthenus (sterlet)
Lineage: Eukaryota; Metazoa; Chordata; Actinopteri; Acipenseriformes; Acipenseridae
Product: caskin-1-like
Exons: 23
Coding region: 665-5260 (1531 amino acids)
Molecular function (GO): protein binding
Source: RefSeq, a predicted model, not a curated record
CACACCAUGGAGCUCCAGACUGCUACAACAACGACAGCCCUGGAAACUAACUGGUUCUCGUGGUGAUCUCACACAGCGAUGGCAAUGGGGGCUGCUGUUUACUUUGUGCAAGCUUUGCCUUUUGCACCCCUUGUCCGCCACCUGAUCUGUUGUUGAUUGCACAGUAAAUAAGCGAUUGUCGUACAGUUUUUUUUUUUUUUUUUCAAUUUAGGAAGAAUGUAAUUUCUGGAAACCUGCACAGCUUUCUGCAAGUGGCGAUCAGAUUCUAUUGUGCUCCUGCUUUUACUGUCACUGAGCUAUCGCAUUAUUAUUAUUAUUAUUAUUAUUAUUAUUAUUAUUAUUAUUAUUAUUAUUAUUAUUAUUAUUAAUAAUUUAAUUAUUUUAAACCUGCGUUGGAAACUAUUGAACAAAAGGAAACAAUUGACAUAUUCCUGUUUAUUGAACAGCGGAAGCUAUUGUUUAUCAUUUUUCAGAUCUGGAUCAUAAUUUCUGCUCUUGUCACCAUAGUGUACACAGAGUACCAGCAUUUGGAAUCUGCAUCUAUUUCCCUCGCUACCCUCCCGUAUGCACUUUGCAAUAGCAUUGCAAAUAGGGAGGAUCCGCGCCGGCUGGCUGAAAAACAAGUAAAGCAUAGCAUGCUUUGGAUAUAAAAUACAUCAUCAAGAUGGGUAAAGAUCAGGAAUUGCUACAAGCGGUGAAGACUGAAGAUGUUGUUACGGUGCAAAAGCUAUUGCAGAGGCCCAAGCCGGGGAAAGCAAAGCUGUUAGGCUCCGCUAAGAGAGUCAACGUGAACUUCCAAGACACAGAUGGGUUCUCAGCUUUACAUCAUGCUGCCCUCAAUGGAAACAUGGAACUCAUCUCCCUGCUGCUGGAGUCACAGGCUACAGUGGAUAUUAAAGACCAGAAAGGAAUGCGUCCACUGCACUACGCGGCCUGGCAGGGUAAAGUUGAACCAAUGAAGACGCUGCUGAAGUCGGGAUCUUCUGUCAACAGCCAAUCAGAUGAAGGACAGAUCCCCCUGCAUCUUGCAGCACAGCACGGGCAUUAUGAUGUCUCAGAGAUGCUGCUACAGCACCAGUCCAAUCCGUGUAUUGUGGACAAUGCAGGAAAGACUCCCUUAGACCUGGCCUGUGAAUUUGGAAGAGUCGGGGUGGUCCAGCUGCUGCUGAGCAGCAACAUGUGCGCUGCUUUGCUGGAGCCCAAGCCGGGCGACACCACUGACCCCAACGGCACCAGCCCCCUGCACCAGGCAGCCAAGAAUGGCCACAUCGACAUCAUCAGGCUACUUCUGCAGGCUGGCAUCAACAUCAACAGGCAGACCAAGGCUGGCACAGCAUUACAUGAGGCAGCUCUCUGCGGGAAGACAGAGGUGGUGCGCCUCCUGCUGGAUAGCGGAAUCAAUGCCCAGGUCAGGAACACAUACAGUCAGACGGCCCUGGACAUCGUUAACCAGUUCACUGCCACCCAGGCCAGCAAGGAGAUCAAGCAGCUGCUCAGAGACGCCUCGGCUGCCCUACAGGUGAGGUCAAUGAAGGAUUAUUGUAACAACUACGACCUGACCAGCUUGAAUAUCAAAGCCGGAGAUAUCAUCACAGUGCUAGAGCAGCACCCUGAUGGCAGGUGGAAGGGCUGUAUCCAUGACAACAGGACAGGAAAUGACAGAGUGGGAUCCUUCCCUUCCAGCAUCGUGGAGGUGAUCAGUAAGAGGACAGGUUCAUGGAAUACAGUCAUUUGUACCCAACAGUAUCAAAAGAUACAGAUUUCUGCGUCGUCGUACGGCCCCGGGGCCAUGGUUAACGGCGAAACGUACCAUCAGUUCCAUUACUUGCCGCCACCUCCACCUCCACCUCCACAUUCCCAUCAGCCACUUUUCAGUUCCUUUGGGUAUCACAGGUCCUAUAGUACUUCAGAAGAGCUGCACUGUGGACAAGGUCCCCGAGGUUCAGAAUCCAGUCCACAUGGCUCACCCACCCCGGCUACGGGCAGCUCCACCGGCGCCAGCGAGGAGAUUUGGGUUCUGCGCAAGCCCUUUGCAGGCGGUGAUCGCAGCAGUGUGGGCAGCACAGGGAGCAUGGCCAGUGCCCGAUCGUCUGGGAGUGGACAGAGUGCAAGCAGCAGCGCCCACGCACUACACGCCCAGGCAGAGGGUGUCAAGCUUUUGGCAACAGUUCUGUCCCAGUCCCAGAAGGCAAAGGAACACCUUGCUGCUGAAGGUUCGGGAAAGUCUUUGGACCAACCUGCAGGGUCUUCACGUCCACAGAGUACAACUAGCUGCCUGUACCACGAGCAGCCAUACGGGGACCAGCCUCCACAGAGGAAAACUGAGGCAGCGUCCGAGGGGAAGAGCUCAGAGGCCGUUAUCCAUUGGCUGAGCGAGUUUCAGCUCCAGGUCUACGCUCCAAACUUCAUCACUGCCGGGUAUGACAUUCCCACCAUUAGCCGCAUGACCCCCGAGGAUCUGACAGCUAUCGGAGUAACCAAGCCUGGGCACAGGAAGAAAAUUACUUCUGAAAUCAGCAAGCUGAAUGUGGCGGAGUGGCUCCCUGAACACAAGCCUGCCAAUUUGGCUGAAUGGUUGUCAAUGAUAGGCCUUGGCCAAUAUUAUCAAAUCCUUGUGCACAAUGGCUAUGAGAACAUCGACUUCAUUACAGACAUCACCUGGGAGGACCUGCAGGAGAUUGGCAUCACCAAACUAGGCCAUCAAAAGAAGCUCAUGCUGGCUGUGAAGAAGCUGGCAGAGAUACAGAAGGCGGUGGAGCACGGCCAGGGCACGCUCAGGAAGAAGGCUCCUCAGUCUCUGGAGGUGGUGGCCAUUGAGUCCCCUCAGCCAGAGACGGCAGAGUGCCUCUCCCCCAAGAUGACCACCUUCCAGGACAGCGAGCUGAGCAACGAGCUGCAGGCCGCCAUGACACGCACAGGGGACUCCCAGGACAACAUGGAGCUGAAGCAAGCCAGUAACCACAUGCCCCACCGACCCCAGAUGUCUCGGAGCCUCCACGAGAACAGCCUGAGCAGCAAGGCCAAGGAACUGCCAGCAGUGGGGCCUGUCGAGGAAGGGGGCACUCCCCAGAGGAAGGAAGUGCGGCCCAUGAGGCAGAGGGCAAGCGUGCCCCCUGUGCUGGGAAAACCCAGGCAGUCCUUCCCCCCUGCUGGAGGUCCUACUUAUACACCACCCCAGACCCCAACAAAACCCAGGCCGUCCUCCCCACAGACUAUGGGGGUUUCUCAAACUAUGGCCAAAGUAAAGCCCACCCCCCAGCUGCUUCCCCAAGCAGACCACCCCAUGUCCCCAAGGUCUCUCCCACAAUCCCCCACACAGAGGGGCUUCGCCUAUGUCUUGCCCCAGCCAGUAGAAGGAGGGGAAGCGAAUGUUACCCAUGGGACUGGAGUUGCUCCCGUUCUCCCCAUUUCUGUCCCAGUGCUCUGCCUCCCCCCUCAAGGGGAUGAAUCCGACGAGGAACAGGGAAGGCCGAAGAAACGGGCGCACAGCUUGAACCGGUACGCCAUGUCCGAUAGCGAGCGGGACUGCGAGGAGUUAAUGGUGCCGGACGUUACGCCUUAUGCCACCGUGCAGCGGCGUGUGAGCAGGAGCCACUCUGUGAGGGGCCAGUCUGGGGAUAAGAACGUCAACCGCAGCCAGUCCUUCGCCCUUCGGCCCAAGAAGAAAGGCCCACCUCCCCCUCCCCCCAAGCGCUCCAGCUCAGCUAUUUCAAGCACAAACCUGGCUGAUGACUUCACCGGGGAGGGUGGUGGCAACGAGCUGGAGGUGGUGUACCGGGAGCAGCGGCGGGCCAGUGACUUCGGGGGCAUGGUGGACACAGGAAGCGUUGGCAGCGUGAAGAGUAUCGCCGCCAUGUUGGAAAUGUCCUCCAUUGGGGGAGGACCCAAAGCUCUGGCACUGCAGAAGGCUCUCGGUGGCAGCGGCAUACACUAUCUGCAGCCCAGUCCGGAGCAUGGGCGAGUGGCCUCUGUGAAGCACCGAGAUGCAAUCGGCCUGGACGGGGAAGUGGUCAACCGGCGGAGAACCAUCAGCGGGCCUGUGACUGGACUGAUUGCCACAGCGCGCAGAGAGAGGGCCGACAGCGUGAGAUCCGCCAAGGAACCCGAGUCCCCGAAGGAUAAGCCUCAAGAGGACCAACAGCAGCCAGGUUCUCGGACCAGCUCCAGUGAGAAUAUCCCUUUUGCCAAAGAAGGCAACCUGACCAUCAAGCAGAGACCCAAGAAACCGGAGGCUGGCGACGGCCUGCCAGAGAACGUGUACACCCUGAAACAGGAAGACUUCUCCAGAGUGGAUGCCAAUGGUACUCUGAAGAGACGAGUGAAGUCAAGGCAUCACCCAGACAGUGUGAAAUUCCACCUUACCGAGUCCAGCACAGUGAAGAGGCGACCGAAAACCAAGGAGAAGGACCAGACAGGUUCCCCGCAGGAGUCUCAACACUUUGCCGUCUAUCAGAACGGCACUGGCACUAUUAAACGAAGGCCAGUGUCUGAGAUGAGUGGGGUGGAGGGCCCCAUGUCCCACUUGGCGGCCGAGGGCAAUGGCGACCAGGGGCCCCGCAGAGACAGUUUGGAAGCCGGCGAUGGAGAGACCAUGAAGCCCAUCAAGCCGCCUGUCUCCCCCAAACCAGUCCUCACACAAAAGGGCACUGUGAAGAAGCAAGGACCCCCAACUCCCACUUCAAAGAAGGCUCCCACCCCCGGACCUGGCAGCCCAGAAGUGAAGCGAGUUCCUCCACCGGUGUCACCAAAGCCCGCCCCCCCACCUACAGCACCAAAGCCAGCCAAGGUGCAAGCUGUCCUGCAGUCGAUCAGCACUGGACUGACCCCAACCCCCACCCCUGCCAAACAACCAGGCUCUGAAAAGGCUUCAAGCACACCUCCCUCCCUGUGUUCCAGCCCCGCUAAACCGCAAAGCCCCCCGGGUCUGGGGCAGCUCCCUCCUCCCCCUCCCCUGGCCCCACCACCAGCUCAGACCCCCCAGCCCUCCCCCCAGCCCUCCCCUCAGCCCUCCCAUCACGGGGUGCCUGUGAAGCCUCCCCGCUCCUCCAUCGCCGGCACCUCCACAGACAGCACCGGCCCUGACACCGCACAGCAGAAACUGGACGAGACCAGCGCCUCGCUCGCUGCUGCCCUGCAGGCUGUCGAGGAGAAGAUCAAAGCAGAUUCCAGCACUGAGGCAAAGAGCACAGUCAGCAUACUGGACGACAUUGGCAGCAUGUUCGAUGACCUGGCCGACCAGCUUGAUGCGAUGCUGGAGUGAAUCCAGCGAGGAAAGCUCAAGAUUCACAAACCUCAGGACUCAGUGCACCAAUCGAGAUUAUAUGAGCGAUGGUGUGGUGAUACAACAACUUUCAAGGUCUUUACAUCAUCUUCGUAAUGCACUAUUAUUUUUGGAAUAACUCAUCCUAUAACAUUUCUAAAUGGAAACACAAACUCCUGACCGUUUUUAAUAUCAACUAGGCAGUCCACUCAAAGAUUUUUUUUUUUUUUUUUUUUUUGUAGUAUAUUAAGUGUAAAAUAAUUUUAAAAAAUUGGUAGUUGUGUUAUUAAAUUUUGUUCUGAUGCAAUGUUUCAGCAACUUAGGGUUAGUAUGUAUACAUGAAGAAAAUACACAGUACAGUGGUUAUGCAGCUGAGUUAUAGCUAUGUACCUCCUGAACCAUGUGAAAACUGUUUUUACCCUUCUUUGGCACACAACUCACGUAGUAAUUAAUCUAGGGCACAGUACGGUGCAGAUUUCAUCUCUGAGCUAUCUCUCAGAACAAGACACACCGAUCAUUAAACAAGCACAGUGGGGAGCAUUGAUUGCAGCUGGAGCUUGUUGUACAGUAUACGCUGCUGAAGAUGUGGACGUCAAUGUUGUCUAGUGAUUAUUUAUUGAAUGGAAGGUUUUUAGCAUAGGCUUUUUUGUGCGUAGCAGUACUAGUUUUUUUUGUGAUUUAAGUAGGACAUGAAUGGAUACUGCAUUCUUUCAAAGCAAGAGUGUAUAUAAACUGGAACAGGUACAGAGAUAUAAGCUAAAGACCACUUUGUAGGUAUUAUAAAGUCUGCCCUCUGGUGGUGAUACAAUACAUUGCACUCACUUCAGAAUUGCCAGGCCGCAACAGAUUUGGCUAUUUUUUUUAUUUAAAAAUAAAGAACCUUUUUUUUUGUUUUUUAAAUUGAAGGAGAGAGAGAGAGAGAGAGAGAGAGAGAGAGAGAGAGAGAGAGAGAGAGAGAGAGAGAGAGAGAGAGAGAGAGAGAGAGAGAGAGAGAGAGAGAGUGAGUUAGGGCCAUAGUACAAGGUACCUUAAGACCAACAUUCUGCUAGAUUAUAGAAACGUUUUCCUUUUUUCAUUGAUUAUUUUUUGAUUUACAGGACAUAUCAUUGGAUCCCUGUAUACAUGUUCUCAACAGUUGUGCCCGAAUGCUAAUGUUUGAAACGUACAACAUAACAUUUAUAAAAAUAAGCUCCCCGAAUCUGAAAUGUCUUUUAAAAGUGAGUGCUGAGAAUGCAUGUAUUUAAAAAAUAAUCAUUUAUUAUAUAAAAACUAUUUAACAGUAUGUAUGUAUAUGAAAAAGUGAAGGUAGGGAGAAAAAGACUACGUGCGCAAAAAGAAAAUACAGCACAAAUGUAAAGUUUUUUAUUAUCAUUUUUCUUUGUGGAAGCUUUUUGCAGAUGUAACUUUAACUAUUACAUGGUCACUCUAUUAGUACAUAUGUAGACUUUUGUUUUAUAUUAAUUGGUUUUAUGCAAUGUCAUACAUUUGUAUAUGUGCCUUGCUUUAAGUUUGUGGAUGUUUUCUUUAAUUGUGAAACAAAAUGUUUUUUGUAUUUUUUUUUUUUUCGUGCAUGUGCAUUCUACAGAAUGUACUCAUGUAAUAAUACUGUAUAAAAUGUGUAUAAAAGUCUGGUCUACUGCUGCCUGAUUAAUGAUGAAUGCCUGUGCUUGUGGUUGCAAAACGAAGCGUCUCCUGUAAUUCUAUUGACAUUUCAAUUACAACAGUAUGGUCUACUUAUAUUGUAUACAGUGAUGGAAAUGUAAGAGGUGGAGGAUAUUACUUCACAAUUCAAAAAUAUCACACACACACCCCAAACAAAACUAUACCAUGAAGGUUUAAAGUUACCGGAAUUGUGUUAAAUACAUUUCCAGCUUGUGCAAGCUAUGCAUCCUGGUUUCCUUCACUUGCUGAACUGUGUUCUAUAGUUUCUAUGUAUACUAACUGGAUGUUUCGUGGUGACUUAAAGAGUGUUGUCCCAUUUUUCUUUCUUCUUUUCGAAAAGUAAUCUUGCAAAUUAAAAAAAAACACAGAUCUUAUUAAGCAAGAUUUAUUUAUUGUAAAGAAAA